ACUUGCCGUCGCCGAGCAACGAAGGAGUGGAUGGGAUUCGCCCUAAGCGCUCGUGCGCGCGACCGUCCAGACGGAAGCGGAAGUGCCAGUAGCGCGCAAGCAGGAAGUGGUGUUUCCUGGAGUAGAGAUGGCCGCGCUUGCUCCGCUGCCCCCGCUCCCCCCCCAGUUUAAGAGUAUACAACAUCAUCUGAGGACGGCUCAGGAGCAUGACAAGCGGGACCCUGUGGUGGCUUAUUACUGUCGUUUAUAUGCUAUGCAGACUGGAAUGAAGAUUGACAGUAAAACUCCUGAAUGUCGUAAAUUUUUAUCAAAGCUAAUGGAUCAGUUAGAAGCUCUCAAGAAACAGUUGGGUGAUAAUGAAGCCAUUACUCAAGAAAUAGUUGGUUGUGCCCAUUUGGAGAAUUAUGCUCUGAAAAUGUUUUUGUAUGCAGACAAUGAAGAUCGUGCUGGGCGAUUUCACAAAAACAUGAUCAAGUCCUUCUAUACUGCAAGUCUUUUAAUAGAUGUCAUAACAGUAUUUGGAGAACUCACUGAUGAAAAUGUGAAACACAGGAAAUAUGCAAGGUGGAAAGCAACAUACAUCCACAAUUGUUUAAAGAAUGGGGAGACCCCACAAGCAGGCCCUGUUGGAAUUGAAGAAGAUAAUGACAUUGAAGAAAAUGAAGAUGCUGGAGCAACCUCUCUGCCCACUCAGCCACCUCAGCCAUCAUCAUCUUCAACUUACGACCCGAGCAACAUGCCAUCGGGCAACUAUACUGGAAUACAGAUUCCUCCAGGCGCACAUGCCCCAGCUAAUACACCAGCAGAAGUGCCUCACAGCACAAGUGUAACAAGCAAUACUAUCCAGCCUACUCCACAGACUGUUCCUGCCAUUGAUCCCACACUUUUCAGUACAAUUUCCCAGGGGGAUAUCCGUCUAACCCCAGAGGACUUUGCCAGAGCUCAGAAAUACUGCAAGUAUGCCGGCAGUGCGUUGCAGUACGAGGAUGUUAGCACUGCUGUACAGAAUCUGCAGAAGGCCCUCAAGUUGCUGACAACAGGCAGAGAAUGAAGCCUGCAUACAUCAAGCAGUUCCAUGUAUUUUUGGCGUAAAAAACUAACAGUCCAUUUGCCUGUCAACGUCAAUUAAGGAAGACUUCAGUUCCAUUGAAUAUAACAGUGCAACCUAUGUAUAUCAGAUUCCUAUCGAAGCAUUCAUCGUCAGCCUCAACCAGUUUUCAUUGUCCAUUUCAUGGAUCCGGUCAUCUCUGUGGAUAUAGGGCUGAUGUUAGCAAGACCCUGAAAGUGCCCAUUGAAUCUUUACUUCAAAAAAUGAAAACAUACCUCUAUAAAAUGUAUAUUGGGAAUAAGCUUUAUAUCAUAAUUUGCAUAUAAUUAGGGGAAUUUUUUUUAAUACUGUUUGGAUAAGCAGGCCAUAGUACUUUGCUUUAAAACUCUAAAUUUAACUUCUGUAAAGAUUGCUAGAAUAUUUUAGAUUAGAGAUAUGUUUUUGUUUUCAAAACAUAAAACAAAUAUGAAUGUCCUAAACUGUUAGAUGAAUCUGAAAGACAUUAUGUUCAAAAUUCAAUUUAUUUCAUGUUAAAUAUAAUGUUGGUUUCCCAACUGCUUCCCCUUAUCCAUUGAAGCUUAAGGUGAAUUGGUAUUUGCUUCGUAGGCAGUUUGACUGCAUGUAUUAGAGAAUGAAAAGAAGAUAUUUGUAGUAAUGCCUGGAAACUUGGUGCUUUAAGUUAAGGUUCUCCUCUGCUGCUGUGGAAUAGAUUCCAUAGGGUGGAUAGCUGUGAAUGAUGCAGAAGAUUAUAAGACUUUUAGAUUCCCAGGUUUUAUGUUUAUAAGUUGUGUGGGGAAUUAUGGACCUACUGUGUCACCUGCAUUUGUGCUGUGUGAAAAAUAAAUACAAGGAUUCUUCUAACGAAUUCAGCUUAUCACA
This is a messenger RNA of Microcebus murinus (gray mouse lemur), 1927 nucleotides long. RefSeq names its product vesicle trafficking 1 (gene VTA1). Lineage: Eukaryota; Metazoa; Chordata; Mammalia; Primates; Cheirogaleidae. Gene Ontology annotation, biological process: late endosome to vacuole transport via multivesicular body sorting pathway. Gene Ontology annotation, cellular component: multivesicular body. The record is from RefSeq and is a predicted model, not a curated record.